Pygocentrus nattereri (red-bellied piranha) is the source of this 1228-nucleotide messenger RNA. RefSeq names its product peroxiredoxin like 2B (gene prxl2b). The coding region runs from base 70 to 675 and encodes 201 amino acids. The transcript has 7 exons. The record is from RefSeq and is a predicted model, not a curated record. Lineage: Eukaryota; Metazoa; Chordata; Actinopteri; Characiformes; Serrasalmidae.
CAGGAAAGAGCAGCAGUCAGCUGGGUGUUCUGGGACACAAACACACGAAACUGUGGCGAAUACAGAGAAAUGUCGACCUUGAAUUUAGCCAAAUUAAGCUCGAACUUGCUGAAAAGCGCCGCGUCUGGGGAGAAUGUGGAGCUUGGCUCUCUGUGGCAGGAUCGCACAGCGGUGAUCUUCUUCCUCCGCCGGUUUGGCUGCCAGGUCUGCCGCUGGACCGCUGCUGAGGUCAGUAAGCUGGAGAAGGACCUGAAAACUAACGGAGUAGCCCUCAUAGGUGUCGGACCUGAGGAGACGGGGCUGAAAGAGUUUAAGGAAGGAGGUUUCUUCAAGGGAGACAUUUACAUAGAUGAAAAGAAACAGAGCUACAGGGACCUUGGGUUCAAAAGAUAUAAUGCCAUCAGUGUGCUCCCUGCUGCUGUGGGGAAAAAAGUACGAGAAGUUGCCUCUAAGGCAAGCGCCGAAGGAAUUCAGGGCAACUUCAGUGGCGACCUUUUGCAAAGUGGUGGCAUGCUGAUUGUAGCCAAAGGUGGUGAGAAGGUCCUUCUGCAUUUCAUCCAAGACUCUCCAGGAGACCACGUGCCACUUGAGGACAUCGCCAAAGCUCUGGGUAUCACUGCCAGUGUCCAAGCUGGGGUGAGACCACAGUGCAACGAUGAUGUCUGUACAAGAUGAUGAGCUGCUGUGUUCAGACUUGGGAACCUCUAAGAUAACAGUUUAUCUACCAUAUCUUCAUUGGACUGUAUGCCAAAUAAGAUAUUUUUCUGCCUUAAUUGUGACACUACUUGUGUUAUUUGCUGAUUUAUAUUAAUCUGUGGGAAUUUACAGUGUUUUGUAACAUGGUAUGGGACUAUACAGCAUAUAGCAUAUAAUUUAUUAUUAUGCCAGUGAUAUUUCUCCACUUUCUACUUACCACUUAAUUACUAGAUUCACUGGAACGGGUCACGUUUAAUUAGACAGCCACAUUUGCGUUGUACACUCAUCCUGCCUGCAAACUUGGUUGCUAAACAUACAACAAUAAACUGUAGCUGAAUGCUAUUUUUGUUUGCACUUACUUUUAAAGCUUGAAUAUUUUUGUUCUAACAGGCAAAAUGGACAGCCAGGUUUUCUGAUUUUCAUAUUAACUUUAUUUAAUCAUAUUUUAUAUCAAAGGUACUUGAAUUGCACUGAGAUGUACGAGAUUUAAUGUGAAUGUUUUUAAUCUGAAUUAAACAUUUUAAGCAGCGUU